This is a messenger RNA of Cephus cinctus (wheat stem sawfly), 2610 nucleotides long. Its product is annotated as golgin subfamily A member 6-like protein 2. The transcript has 2 exons. Lineage: Eukaryota; Metazoa; Arthropoda; Insecta; Hymenoptera; Cephidae. The coding region runs from base 1153 to 1824 and encodes 223 amino acids. The record is from RefSeq and is a predicted model, not a curated record.
GUCAAUUACUCAGUCUUAAUCAAUUGUCGGUAUUGUAGGAAAGUGCUUUGUCUAGGAAUCGUCCUAUGUUUGUUUCCUAUCCCUAUCUCUCUCUGAUCUGUAGGUGAGGUACAGAGGAUCUGCCUGGGUUGGUUCUAUAGCCCUAGUGGCGCUUUGCCGACCUAACGGCUAUGGCACUGUAUGCGACGCAACUACUAACGGCACGGAUGAUAGAUUAUACAAAAUGGCGAUAACUAAAGUUUCCGAGAUAGAUCACAGUAGUCUCCUCAGAACUUUGAAAAUUAUAAGAGAUUUAGAUAAUAUAGAGAGCUGGACGAAGAACAAACGCUUCUCAUUUUUCCGAAAAAAUCUGAAGCAGAGUCAUAUGUAGUAGGAACAAAAGAGAACUUUCGAAAUUGUUAAAAUUAAGUAUAAGGAACAGACUUCCGUUUCCGGCGACGCGGUGAGAAGGUGUUACAGUGACAGUAUACAAAAGGCAAACGGUGUGCGGUGUAAGAGACGGGUAAACGGGCAGAGAAAAUAUAGUGCUAGAAGAAGGAAGGAAUAGGGAACAAAGAGAAUAAAUCAGCGUAAAUAGGUAGGGUAUGGAGGGUGAGCUAAAAGGGAGACAGGAAAGGAGACAGAGAGUGAGGUUAGGAGUGCAGAGGGACUGGGAAAGCAGGUAGCAAGGAAGAAGGACAGACAGGUGGAGACAGAAGGUAAGGAAGGAAACAAGUUAGGUUGAUAGGAUAGAUAGAAAGGUAGAGGGCAGGCGGUCAGAAUAGCGUGGGCCGGUAAGGAAGGAAGUAACGGGAGCAGGUAAGGAAGGAAGCGGUUAUGGAAGAAGAGGGCAGGGACCUGAAAAGGAAUUUAACGCUUGAGAAAGUACGGAUAGGGAGGACAGCAAGUGAGGGAGAUCUGGUGGGAGCAAAUGUGAGGGGAAAAAGGAAAGAAAGGGAGGCAGAAGGAGAGAAGAGGCAGACGAGGGAGUUGGAAGAGGCGGAGGUUUUCAAGAGGAGUAGGAAAGUGGAAAGAUGACCGACAAAGGAGGCAGGAACAAAAGGAAUGGAAGAAAUGAUGAGGAGGAUGGAAGAUGUAAUGAGAUCGGAGUGUGAAAGAAUAAGAGAGAGGGUAGAAGAGCUAGCGAGUGAAGGGAGGAAGGAGUGAGGGGAGAUGAGGAAACAAUGGGAAGAAGAGAGAGUUGAGAUGAGGCAAAGGAUUCAGGAGCUAGAGAGAAAAGUGGAAGGUCUAGAAAAGGAUAGACUGGAAAAGCAGGAAAAGGAGAGAAAUGGGGUAAAUGGAGAAGAGAGGGUAGAGACAGGGGGAAGAAGAAAAGGACUAGAGGAAAAAAUGAUGAGAGAUCUGGAGGUUAGAUUGGAUAGGAGAGAACGGGAAAUAAAAAAGAACAACAUUGUGAUAAAAGGAGUGAAAACGGGAGAAGGGGAAGAAUACAUAAAGGAGGUAGACAGGAUCUGGGAGAUAAUAGGAGUCGUAGAAGGUAGAAAGAAGAUAAGAAGAGUAGGAGAACAGGACAGGGAAGGAAGGGGAGUAGUAUGGGUGGAGCUAGAAGGGCCGGAUAAGAAAAGGGAGGUAAUGAGGGCAAAGAGUAAGCUGAAGGGAGAAAGAGAAAGGAUAGAGGAUGACCUGACGGUGGAGGAAAGGAGAGUAAAGUGGAAGAUGGAGAGAGAUGUUCAGAAAGAAAGGGCACAGGGAAACAGGGUGCGAAAAGGGUACAUGAAAAUGUGGGUGAAUGGGGUGAUGAAGAUGUGGGACGAGGUAGGGGAGGAUUGGGCGGCGAAGACGGGAAAGCGGUGGAAAAGGAGAAAGGGGGAAAGAGGAUAUUAAAGAUGAGGAAAGAAAGGGAAAAGGAGAAGGAAGUGUAUAAGGUGGGGUUCUGGAAUGGAACGUGGCGUCAGGACGACAGAUUACAAAAGCCCCGCGCGAGAAAUGAGUCCUUCUUCCGUGCUCGGGCGAUAGCGGAGCUAUCGGAUAAUAGCGAAUUGCGAUUAUCGGGAUCUCUCGCAAAGAACCAUGGCUCCCGGGUUUUUUUUUGUAUGGUCUAGUGCCAGUGCGUGGCCGACUGGGUGAAAUUCCCAGUGUUUGAUGGACACCCUCGUGGAGCCGGGUGCGGCACCACGAUUUGGAUUUGGUACGGGACUGAUGGGACAGCCAGUUCUCGAGCUUUACUAUUCGCACUCGCCUACCUCCUCUAUCGUCAUGGGCAAAUCUACAUUCUACACCACGAGCACGAAGCGGACCGUCAACGAGACUUUCUGAACUACCGGACGAGCGAUCGACAGAGGCUGGACCAAGCUGCUGUUCGUUCCGGAGGAUUUCCAUGGAGCAAAGGAGACUCGGGUUGGAAUCCCUCUAAUACUUCUGCCGGCCACCCAUACGGGCCGCCAAAAAGCUCCCUCGGCACUCGUGCCGUCGAUAGGAGAAAACGUCAUAUCCUCUAUCGUGCCGGUCAGUCGCAAACCGCCCACUGGCGCUCCCGUUAUCAGUGGCCCCCGGAGAAGAUACCAGGGGCCACUUCUCGCUGGAUCCUGCCGCUCGCCCUGAGGACUCUCGAUUGACCGCAUUAAGGACUCCUGCACUCAGCUUGGCCCGCUCUGCCAAUCUUCGGACUCU